AAUUUAUAGUUAUCGACACUUCGAAUUUGUCGUAAUCUCUUUGAUGGAUGAAAUCAGCUGAUUUUGACAUUUGAUUAUAGCUUCGCAUUGAGUCAAAUAUAUUUAGGCAACGAUGGCCAAAUAUUUGGGACUAGACCGUCUUGGUAAAAUUUUCCAAAUAAUCCGCCAAUCUGGUGGUAUAAAAAAUGCCUAUAUGAAAAUGUACAGGUUUGAUGAUCUAAAAGUCGGUACACUCGUAGGGACAGACAAAUAUGGCAACAGGUAUUAUGAAAAUCCUUAUUACUUUUAUGGCCGCAAUCGUUGGGUGGAAUAUGCCGAUCACUUAAAUUUGGAAUAUGACGGUUCACAAAUACCCGCUGAUUGGUAUGGAUGGAUGCAUUACAAGACCGACUUACCGCCAAUACGCGAUGGUAGCCGUCCCAAAUAUAAGUGGAUGGCUGAUCACAGUGAAAAUUUGUCUGGCACUAAAGAACAAUAUAUGCCGUAUUCGACCACACCACCAAAAGUACAGGCAUGGGAUCCGAAAAAAUCUAAAUGAGUUGUUUUUGUAAUUUCAAAAAUGUUUAGUGAAUAUAAAAAAAUAAAAAUUAUUGUCAAUUUA
Bactrocera latifrons is the source of this 601-nucleotide messenger RNA. It is a transcript of the gene ND-B17.2, whose product is annotated as probable NADH dehydrogenase [ubiquinone] 1 alpha subcomplex subunit 12. The record is from RefSeq and is a predicted model, not a curated record. Gene Ontology annotation, cellular component: membrane. The transcript has 5 exons. Bases 113 to 538 code for a protein of 141 amino acids. Gene Ontology annotation, biological process: response to oxidative stress; mitochondrial respiratory chain complex I assembly. Lineage: Eukaryota; Metazoa; Arthropoda; Insecta; Diptera; Tephritidae.